AUGACUUUUGAGAGCUAUUCCUUCAUGCUAUGGCUCAUCCUAAUCACGAGUGGCUCUUCCGUCGUUACACAAGCUCUGAAUUCAUCUUCAGUUUCUUCAAAAAUAAAAUGUCUCCCCGAGGAGAGAAUUACUUUGCUGAAACUGAAGCAUGAGUUUACAUUCACAGAACCUGGUUUGGAUGAUGAGACUUAUUCAUCAUAUCCAAAGAUGAAGUUUUGGAAGGGAAUGGAUUGUUGCAAGUGGAAUGGAGUUAGAUGCAACAUGAAAACUGGCCAAGUUGCAAGCCUUGACUUAAGCAGCAGUUGGCUUCAAGGCCAUUUGAGCUCAAAUAGCAGCCUCUUCAAUUUGCACCACCUUCAAAGUCUCAACCUUGCCUACAACAACUUCAAUUCUUCCAAGAUUCCUUCAAGGUUUGCCCAACUUUCAAAGUUAACCCAUCUCAACCUCUCUUACUCCUACUUUUCAGGGCAAGUCCCAAAUGAAAUUACUUGGUUGAACAAUUUGAUUUCUCUUGAUCUCUCUGCUAACUUUGAUUAUGAAGAUGGAACUAGUUCUUUGUUUCUUCAAACAGAAAAUUUUCAUCAAAACUUUUCACAAUUACAAGUGCUUUCCCUUGAUCAAGUGAAUCUCUCUUCUCUAAAUCCUCAAUCUUUAUCAAAUUUGUCCUCAUUGACAUCUCUCUCUCUUAUAAGCUCUGAUUUGCAGGGUGACUUCCCAAACAAUAUUUUUCUUUUGCCUAAUAUACAAGUCAUUCAUUUGCAAAACAACUAUGAUCUCAAUGGUUUUCUACCAUCAUUUCAUUCCAGCAGCAAUCUAGAGACAUUGGAUCUCUUCUCCACAAAUUUUUCUGGACCAAUACCUGAUUCCAUUGGCAAUCUCAAGAGUUUAACAAAUUUGAAUGUCCCUUUUUGCAAUUUUAUAGGGCCUAUUCCAUCCUCCAUUGGAAAUCUUUCCAAACUCAUCCAUUUGGACUUUGAAUUCACCAACCUCAUUGGUAAAAUUCCACCCUCUUUGGGAAACCUUUCUCAACUUGAAGACUUGUCCUUGUCCUACUGCAGUUUUAGUGGUAAGGUUCCAAGUACAAUGGGUAAUCUUGCAGAUCUCAUGUACAUUUAUCUUGAUCAUUCUGGAUGUACAGGAGAACUACCCUCAACACUAGGAAACCUCAAAAAACUUGUGUUAAUGGAUAUUGUGGGAAACGAAAUCAAUGGUCGAAUUCCAUCAUCACUUGUAAACCUAACCGAAUUAGCUACUUUGUCUCUUCACUACAAUGGUUUGGAUGGUGAGUUGCCACUAGGAUUGACGAACUUGACCAAACUUCAGUCCUUAGGUAUGUCACACAAUGCUUUGAGUGGAGCCAUUCCUUCAUCUUUGUUCACAAUGCCUUCUUUGAGUGAGGUACAACUAGAUGACAACCAGUUUGCAGGUCCUUUAAACAUCCAUAGUGUCACUUCAUUCAACUUGACUCUUCUCUCUUUAAGUCAAAACAGGUUAAGUGGACCAAUUCCAAAGUCACUGUCCAAGUUGGAGAGCUUGACUUCUCUUUCCCUUGAUUCAAACAACUUCAGUGGUAUAGUUGAGUUAGACAUGUUCUCAAAGCUAAGCAAUCUUCGUGAGCUUUUUAUUUCAGAUAACAGUUUUGUUGUAACAUACACAGAUUCAAAUUUCACUCUUCCCAAACUACUUUCUUUAGGUUUGGCUUCAUGUAGCAUGAGAACUAAGUUUCCAAAUUUUUUGAGAAGCCAAGAUGAAUUACAAUUGUUAGAUUUGUCCAAUAACAAAAUUGAAGGCGAAAUUCCCAACUGGUUCAUCAACAUGGGAGUUGAGAAGUUUAAUCAUUUGAAUCUUUCUCACAACAACCUCACUGGUUGGGAAACACCCCAGUUUAUUCUUCCAUGGAAAUACUUGAGAAUUCUGGAUUUAAGUUUCAACAAGAUGCAAGGUUCUCUUGUGGUGCCACCAGUGUCUACAAUAUACUUCUUCAUCUCAGAAAACAAAAUAAGUGGAAGAAUUCAUCAUUUCUUUUGUAACUUGACUGAGCUUGUUGUCCUUGAUGUGUCCAAUAAUCUCCUAAACGGGACCAUUCCACCAUGCUUGGGAAGCUCAAGCAGAGAGCUCUCCAUGUUGAGUUUGAAAGGAAACAAUUUCCGUGGGAAAAUACCUCAGAGAUUUAUGGAUGGAAAUAAGUUGAUGACAUUGGACCUCAGUCAUAACCAAUUCCAAGACAAAGUUCCAAUAGUGCUUAUCAAAUGUAAAGCACUAGAAGUUAUUAAUCUUGGGCACAAUCGUUUGAGUGACACAUUUCCAUUUUGGCUCCAAAAUCUUCCAAAGUUGCAAGUUCUUGUAUUGCGCUUUGACAAGUUGCGAAUUGUCGACCUCUCCUUCAACAAUUUCAAUGGAAAUUUACCAUCAGACUACUUCAAGAAUUGGAGAGCCAUUAAUACAGAAAUUCCAAGCACAAACAAGUCGAAGCCGGUGUACAUGGAGCAUAAAGAAGACUACUAUCAAAACUCAGUGACAGUGAUGAAUAAAGGGUCAGAAAUGAAAAUGAUGAAGAUCUUGACAAUCUUCACAUCUAUUGAUCUCUCAAAUAACCAUUUUCAUGGUGAAAUUCCAAGAAGUAUAGGAGAUCUUCCAUCAUUGAUUGGGCUCAAUCUUUCAAGUAACAACUUUGAAAGCCCCAUCAUGUCUUCCUUGGGGAAUCUUAAACAGCUUGAAUCAUUAGAUCUCUCCAACAAUAAGCUUUUUGGUGCAAUUCCUCAAGAGUUGGAGAGUCUCACAUUCCUUGGAUAUCUUGACCUUUCAAAAAACCAACUCACAGGGCCAAUCCCACAAGGUGGGCAAAUCACUACAUUUCCAACUUCUUCUUUUGAAGGGAAUGUAGAUUUAUGUGGUUUACCUUUGUCUAAAAAAUGUGGAGAAAACACUGAUGAGAAGUCCACUGCUCACCAAGAGCACGAAUCUGACGAAAGUGGUCUUGCUUGGAAAGCUGUGAUAGUUGGAUAUGUAACCAGUUUUGUUAUUGGAUCGAUUGCUGGACAUUUCAUCAUAUCGAAGAGACCAAACUGGCUCAUAAGAAUUUAUGGAAGAAAGUUUUAGUAUUGAUGAUAUGCUGUUAUAGCUCUCUAAUUUUGUGUUGAUGUAUUUAUGUCUUCUCUUCGUUUUGAUAUUUACUUCUGGUAGCAUAUAAUAAUAUAGUUUACUUAAUGAGUUUGGAUAUAUUUAUAUAAUUUAAUUUGUUACCACUUGAUAAUUGUGAGGAAUAUGGUGAUUCAAACAUUAAGAUUCUGUCAUCAGUGGCUGCACGAGAGGAUUGGAGAGAAAGGGAGCAAGAGUGAGAGAAAAUAGAAGUUAGUUUUUCAUGUGUGGUGAUAGAGAGCUGGGAAGAAAAAGAAAAGCAAUACCCUGUAUAUGAGUGAGCUGAUUUUUUUUUCUUGUAUCACAGACACAGCUGUGUUCACCAAUCUCUUGUAAUUUGUAAUCUCAUUACUCAUAGUGGAUUUGGAUGGCUAAACCAGUAAGCUGGAUGUAGGAGGCAUAUUGUUUAUGAACCAAUAUAAAGUUCCUUGUGUGUU
Humulus lupulus (European hop) is the source of this 3575-nucleotide messenger RNA. RefSeq names its product receptor-like protein 33. The transcript is spliced from 2 exons. Gene Ontology annotation, molecular function: protein binding. The record is from RefSeq and is a predicted model, not a curated record. NCBI's taxonomy places the organism in Eukaryota, Viridiplantae, Streptophyta, Magnoliopsida, Rosales, Cannabaceae. The coding region runs from base 1 to 3099 and encodes 1032 amino acids.